AUGGAAGAUUCACCGGAGUUAGCACAAUUGAUGCAUCAUCUCCAAAGCAGUUCAUCAACCUCUACACAACAACCAUCAUUACCAGAAUCAACGUCAACACCUGGUUUAUUGCCUAAUGGCAAGAAAACUAAAGGACGUGUGAAGAUAAAAAUGGAAUACAUUGGCAAUAAAUUGCGACGAUAUACAACAUUUAGCAAACGAAAAACGGGAAUAAUGAAGAAAGCAUACGAGUUAUCGACAUUAACGGGCACCCAAGUUAUGCUACUAGUCGCAUCGGAAACCGGUCACGUAUACACAUAUGCGACAAAGAAACUCCAACCAAUGAUCUCUUCGGACACUGGAAAAGCACUAAUCCAGACAUGUUUGAAUGCACCCGGUGAUGGUUCUGAUCUACAACCGAAUCGAACCGAGUUCACAUUUGAAACCGGUACAGCGCCACCAAAUCCACGAAAACGACGUGCUGCCGACACUCCAGACGCAACGCAAUUCGUCUCGUUACUGCCCACGAUGGUACCGACGGCACUGUUCAGCUCAUUUGGUGAAGACGAUUAUAAUCAAGAUGAUAGCGGAGACGAUUCCGAUAGCGAAGAGCCGAUUGAACCGGCCAAGGAAGAAGCCCCGGCACCUGAACCCGAAACUAAGAAAGACGAACAAGCCGAGCUGACGGCUACCCUUCAACAAACGCUAAAAGAGGCCCUGAAAGCCGCUGGAAAUAAUCGGCUAAUGCAGCAGAAACGGCGGCAGGCUAGCCCACCACAACCGCCACCAAACUCGCAAUCGACACAAGCAACAAACGCGAAUGCAUUCUUGGCACCGUUCCUGCUUUCAGGUGGAGCUUCAGCAAACAGUCUACUGAUCAAUUCGUCAAAAGGCGAAGACGCCAGUUCCAAUGCAAAUCCUCUUCUUUCAUUUCCCUUCCAAUUCAAUUUCCAACAGCUUAUGGAAUCUGCAGCACUUGGUGCACAAAUCACCAAUACAAGUGAUUGA
Molecule: messenger RNA, 987 nt
Organism: Cylicocyclus nassatus
Lineage: Eukaryota; Metazoa; Nematoda; Chromadorea; Rhabditida; Strongylidae
Source: the annotation of a GenBank genome assembly